Molecule: messenger RNA, 1183 nt
Organism: Mauremys reevesii (Reeves's turtle)
Lineage: Eukaryota; Metazoa; Chordata; Testudines; Geoemydidae
Product: C-type lectin domain family 4 member F-like
Exons: 6
Coding region: 154-897 (247 amino acids)
Biological process (GO): biological process involved in interspecies interaction between organisms
Cellular component (GO): external side of plasma membrane
Molecular function (GO): carbohydrate binding
Source: RefSeq, a predicted model, not a curated record
GCUGGCGACAGGGUGGCUCUCACCACCAGGCACCACUUCCCAUUUCUAUUUCUGGGCCAGGGCUGCUGUCAGAGGGAGGCUCUAACCCAGCAGGCUGCAGAAAGGACCCACAGGCCAGUCAUCAGGGGCUCGGCUCAGUGCGAAGGCAGGAAAAUGUCGAGCGAGAAUAUCUACGACCACAUGGAGUUGGCGGAAGCUGCUCCUCAGCCCAAAGAUCUCCGGGCACAGAGCAAGCUGCAAGCGGUUGAAGAAGGGGUGCAGAAGCUCCAAGUCUCUCUGCAGCCUGACGAUGCCUCAGACGCGUCAGCAAAGGGAUCGGACAGUCUGCAGCUAUUGGAUGAAGCGCAGGCAGGAUUCCGGCUGCUGAAAACCCAGCUGGGUAAUGUCAGUGCAGCGUAUGGAGAAAUCCAGAUCCGGCUGGACAACGUCAGUGCAGCGCGAACCCCAGUGCAAGAUUGCUGCAGUGACGUGCUGACAAAGCUCUCCAGGGGCUGGAGGUUUUACGGUGGGAACUUCUAUUACUUUUCAAAAGGAAAAAAGUCGUGGGACGAGGCCGAGCGGUUCUGUGUGUCUCAGGACUCGCACCUGACCUCUGUCUCCUCCCAUGCAGAACAGGAGUUUAUCUCCAACGAGACCAAGGGACAAGAUCACUGGAUUGGACUCACCGACUUGGGGACAGAGGGCAGCUGGCGCUGGGUGGAUGGCACAGAAUACAGAGCAGACGCAAGCAGGGGGUUCUGGGAGGAGAAUCAGCCAGACAACUGGCAUCAGGGGAAAGGAGGCAGAGAAGACUGUGUUGAGACCCGCACAAUGGAACUGAAGUGGUGGAAUGAUGCCAACUGCUCUCUGCCUUCUAAGUGGAUUUGUAAGCAGGCCCAUGGACAGGCUGGGCUGUGAUAUGCAGGUCUCAGCACCUCAGAAAGCACCUUAAUUUCCAAACUAGAAUAUUUCCCAGCCACCUGCUGGUGAGGAACCCUGUUCACUGAGGGAGGCCGCAUACAAUGUGCAUUGCAGGGACGCUUUCUCUUGGUGUGAUAUUUCUGGCUGUAGCAGAGAGAGCUGCCCUUAUGCCGCUCAGUGUGGCUGGCUUUUAAUUUGUAUGUUUCCAGGUCUGUCACUGAAUAAUUCCUUGGAUCAUGGAGUUAUUGUUUCAUAAUCACCCAAUAAAUAAUUAUUUGCUUGA